UUCCACCUUGUGCGGCGCUCCUGCGGCCAGUCGCCGGCCGGCAGCGGGGAGAGGUGCCCGGCAGCCGCGGGCACAACGAAAGAUGCCAGUGAGCCUCUCCACGGCCCUGCGCGUCGUCGGGACCAGCCUCUUCGCCUUGGCGGUGCUGGGGGGCAUCCUGGCCGCCUACGUCACGGGCUACCAGUUCAUCCACACGGAGAAGCACUACCUCUCCUUCGGGCUCUACGGGGCCAUCCUGGGGCUGCACCUCUUCAUCCAGAGCCUCUUCGCCUUCCUGGAACACCGGCGCAUGCGGGGCGAGGGGCGGCCGGUGCGGCUGGGGCGCUCGGUGGCCCUCUGCAUCGCCGCUUACCAGGAGGAUCCCGACUACCUGAAGAAGUGCCUGCGCUCCGUCAAGCGCAUCGCCUUCCCCGACCUCAAAGUGGUGAUGGUGGUGGACGGGAACGGCCCCGACGACACCUACAUGUUGGACAUCUUCCACGACGUGAUGGGCUCCGAGCAUUCGGGCAGCUACGUCUGGAGGAGCAACUUCCACGCGCAGGGCGAGGGGGAGACGGAGGCCGGGCUGCGGGAAGGGCUGGCCCGCGUCCAGGCGCUGGUGCGCGGCACCACCUACUCCUGCAUCCUCCAGAAGUGGGGCGGGAAGCGGGAGGUGAUGUACACGGCCUUCCGGGCGCUCGGAGACUCCGUGGAUUACAUCCAGGUGUGUGACUCAGACACGGUGCUGGACCCCGCCUGCACCGCCGAGAUGCUCCGCAUCCUGGAGGCCGACCCCCGCGUCGGCGGCGUUGGCGGCGACGUCCAGAUCCUGAACAAGUACGACUCGUGGAUCUCCUUCCUGAGCAGCGUGCGGUACUGGAUGGCCUUCAACGUGGAGCGUGCCUGCCAGUCCUACUUCGGCUGCGUGCAGUGCAUCAGCGGGCCCCUGGGCAUGUACCGCAACGCCCUGCUGCAGCAGUUCCUCGAGGACUGGUACCACCAGACCUUCCUGGGCAGCAAGUGCAGCUUCGGGGACGACCGGCACCUCACCAACCGCGUGCUCAGCCUGGGCUACCAGACCAAGUACACGGCUCGCUCCAAGUGCCUGACGGAGACGCCCACCCGCUACCUGCGCUGGCUCAACCAGCAGACCCGCUGGAGCAAGUCCUACUUCCGCGAGUGGCUCUACAACGCCCUGUGGUUCCACAAGCAUCACCUCUGGAUGACCUACGAGUCGGUGGUGACCGGCUUCUUCCCCUUCUUCCUCAUCGCCACCGUCAUCCAGCUCUUCUACCGCGGCCGCAUCUGGAACAUCCUCCUCUUCCUGCUGACGGUGCAGCUGGUGGGCAUCAUCAAGGCCACCUACGCCUGCUUCCUGCGGGGCAACGCCGAGAUGAUCUUCAUGUCCCUCUACGCCCUCCUCUACAUGUCCAGCCUGCUGCCCGCCAAGAUGUUCGCCAUCGCCACCAUCAACAAGUCGGGCUGGGGCACGUCGGGGCGCCGGACCAUCGUGGUUAACUUUGUGGGGUUGCUGCCGGUGUCGGUGUGGGUGGCGGUGCUGCUGGGCGGGCUGGCCUACACCGCCUACAGCCAGGACCUCUUCAGCGAGACCGAGGUGGCCUUCCUCGUCUCGGGUGCCAUCCUCUACGCCUGCUACUGGGUGGCCCUGCUCACCCUCUACCUGGCCAUCGUCGCCCGGCGCUGCGGCAAGCGGCAGGAGCAGUGCGGGCUGGCCUUUGCCGAGGUCUGACCGCGGAAAGCGCCGGGGUGGCCCCGCGUGCUGGGGCGACCGCCGCCGGUCCCCCCCUCGCCCCGCCACCAGCCCCGGCACAGCCGGCACUGAGCCAUCGGGUGCUGGGCAGCGCUGAGCGCGCCCGCCGCGGCGUUUCUGAUCAAGUCUUGCUUUUUUUGUUGUUGUUUUGUUUGGGUUUUUUUUCUUAUUUUCAUUUUUCUGUACAAACCUGGCUGCUGGCCGGGGAGAGGCCGAGCCGGGGCUGACCGUCACCGGGCUGGGCACAGCCUC
Messenger RNA from Aquila chrysaetos chrysaetos, 2002 nucleotides. It is a transcript of the gene HAS3, whose product is annotated as hyaluronan synthase 3. The record is from RefSeq and is a predicted model, not a curated record. The coding region runs from base 83 to 1729 and encodes 548 amino acids. The transcript has 4 exons. Gene Ontology annotation, molecular function: hyaluronan synthase activity. Gene Ontology annotation, biological process: hyaluronan biosynthetic process; extracellular matrix assembly. Lineage: Eukaryota; Metazoa; Chordata; Aves; Accipitriformes; Accipitridae.